This is a messenger RNA of Lytechinus variegatus (green sea urchin), 3333 nucleotides long. It is a transcript of the gene ccs, whose product is annotated as copper chaperone for superoxide dismutase-like. Lineage: Eukaryota; Metazoa; Echinodermata; Echinoidea; Temnopleuroida; Toxopneustidae. Gene Ontology annotation, molecular function: copper ion binding. The record is from RefSeq and is a predicted model, not a curated record. The transcript is spliced from 8 exons. Gene Ontology annotation, biological process: removal of superoxide radicals. Bases 93 to 881 code for a protein of 262 amino acids.
AAUUUGUCUAAUAAACUAGACCAUUCUGUUGCUGUGUAAAGUUUGAAUGAUCAGGUGAAUUGGGGUGAAUUAACUCACACAAUUUCACAAGAAUGGCCACACCUUCCCAGAUGGAGUUUGCUGUGCAGAUGACAUGCAAUAGUUGUGUGGAAGCUGUAAAAAAAUCUCUUGAAGGGAUAGAAGGUAUCCAGGGGGUCGAUAUCAAUCUCUCUAAGGAGCAGGUGAUUGUUACUACUCUGCUUCCUUCCAGUAGAGUGACUGAACUCUUGGAGUCAACAGGACGUAGAGCUGUCUUGAAGGGUCAAGGGUCGAAUGUCACGGGUAAACCCCUUGGAGCAGCUGUAGCUUUGCUAGAGACAGGAGAGUCUGUCCGAGGAGUGGUUAGAUUACUCCAGGUAGCUCAGGAGACUUGUAUCAUUGAUGGGACUAUUGAUGGUCUAUCACCAGGCAAACAUCCUCUCCGCAUCCAUCAAUAUGGAGACAUUUCUGAGGGAUGUGCAAGUUGUGGCAACAUAUUUGAUGCAAGAGGUAUACUUCAUGGAGAGAAGGCUGCAGAACAAAAGGCAACAGGAUAUCUUGGUGAGAUUGUUGCAGAAGACAAUGGCAGAUCCAUAUUCAGAAUGGAAAAUGAUCAACUCAAGGUUUGGGAUGUUAUUGGCCGAUCUAUGGUUGUUGGAGAAAAGUCUGAUGUCCCCACAGAUAUUGGAGCUAAACUUGGUAUUGGAAUCUCCUGUGGUGUGAUAGCUAGAUCAGCAGGAUUAUUUGAGAAUACAAAAAAGAUAUGUGCCUGUGAUGGUAUCACACUUUGGGAUGAGAGAGAAGUGCCUGUCGCUGGUAAGGAAAGAAGUGAGUUCGCAAAGAAAAAAGCUGGAAAACUCUAGCUCGAUAGCAAUAGAUAUUCAUUAAUCUGUUAUCAUUGAACUGUAGUACUUUGUCUGCAUAUAUUAAGAUUUGCUAUGCCAGGCUUAUCUGAGACUUUUUUACAAGAAUUCCCUGUGUAUGAAAGUAUGCAUGUAUCGUCGCAUGCCCGCACAAAGGCUGCUAUCGCGUGCUGCAGGGAAAAGUUAGUUCUUAGAUAUUGUCCAAAAUGACAUAGAAAUUGACACAAAAAUCAUUGAAAUAGCUUAUGAAGAAGCUGAAAUAUACAAUUUUGACGAAAAUGGGUUGGGGUCAACAACCUUUUUGCCACAAAUUGUUUUUUGGGCGGCACCCCCUCAAUUUUUGACUGAUUUUUCUGAAAAAGGUGUCAAUGCUCAGGAGCACAAGCUGCAUCUAUAGAGCUGGUCCUCUCUGUGAUCUGAAACAUCAACAUUCUAUAGCUCACCACUAUUUAAAGAUUUAGAUAUAUAGAGGUUUAAAGCACUCCCCUUGUUUUAUACCUUUUCAUUGUUUAUACUUGUUAUAUAUAUGUAUUUGUUACAUGUAUGCAGGGCCCCCAAGAAAAACAGUGCUUAGUCCAUUGAUGGGGUUACCUUGUUGAACAAAAUGAAAUAAAUAUAAGCUCAUUUUGGCAUAUUAGUGGCCCUUUUAACCUCAAACAAAAGCUUCCUUUUUAUUCCUGAAAAGUAAGUCUUGUUUUUGCUACUCACUGUUUUCUGUUUGAUAUAAAAUUCACAUUUUUCAAUAAGGUUCUUUCCAAAGAAAGUAAUUUUUUAACAUAUUGAAAAAUUCAAUUAGGGUAUUCUAGCGUAAAUGCUCCAUAAUUUCACUUCUGAUAAAUAGCCAUAUUUUCUCACUCCCUGCAUAAAAGAGCCCCUUCACUGCCAUGCUAUUAUGUGCACUUUUUUAUUCUUGGUUCAAAAUACUAAUAUUCUCUGGUACAAUGGCAAAUAUUUAUGCUUGAUCACUCCAUCCGUUGUCAACAAAUACACCUCCUAUGCACUUGCCUACUAUAUAUCGUUUGAUUAUUAAAGGGCAGGUUGUUUUCGCUUAGAACGCCCCUUCAUUGCAAUGUCUUAUUACAUUACGCCGUAGACCAUGUUUUAUUUUCACAGAUGAAAAUAUGCAAACUGCCCAUCACUUCAGUACCCUAUUUCACACUAUAUUGUUGUUAGCAUAUUAACACAUAAAUAGCACAUAAACAUGAUACUCUUUUUUGUACUUCAGAAUACGAUAAACAUCGUUUUGAAUACUAAAUGCUAUGUUUUAUGUACAUGUAUCUGUUGUGCUGCAUUUCUUGGACAUCAUAAUGCCGUGGCCUUGAAGGUUGAUGCCUUACUGUUGGCCUUAGAUUAGAGUUCAUGCCUUGACUACAAAACUAAUAAUGGAUGGACACAGUUCUUAUUUAUAAGCCAGCAUGAAAACAGGAAGUGCAAUGGACAUGCCAGAUUCUAAACUUUAUUCUUUAAUAGCCACUACUUCAUUGCUAACUUGUCCUUCACUCGAUUCAACUGGGAGGCUUUGAUAGAAUCCCUUUAACUGGUUUGGGAUGAUAUCCGCCUUCCACAAAUCAAGUAGAUCAUGUUUCUUCUCAGGAGCAAUUCCAAUAGGAUGCUCAUACAUGGUCUGCAGCGCAUCCCUUUGGCAUCUUUGAUUGCCAUGGACACGAAUCUCCUGGAAAUCCUCUGUGAAGUUUGUCCAAACCUUUUCUGCACCCUUUUCUGGCAGAUUAUGAGUUAGACAGCCAAUUGACUCCUUUGCCAGUGAUUUCCUUACCAUGAAUGCGGCUUUUGUGCAUUUGACUGCAUAAUUUUGUGACCGCACAAAUGCCAUAAUACAAAUAGCGGCCUUUGUGCAGGGAAAUUUUGUAUCAAAGGGAGAUAACGGCCUUUAAGAAUAAUUCAAAAACAAAGAUGUAUCUGGAAAAAAGUGACAUCAAAUUGUAGCAUUUUUUUAUUUCCUACUUGAUACAGAGAAAAAGUUUUUUUCAAAAAUUUUGACAAAAUUUGCAGAUAGCGGCCUUUGUGCGGGCAAGCAACGAUAUAAGUUUGAACAUGUUUGUUCAAUUUUGUGUUUAUGCAUUUAUUGCCAAAGAUAUACAUUAUUCAGGGUGUAAUUGCCCCAGUAUGAGAUGAAUGAUGGGUCAAAUUUGAAUUUUGAAUUCAAUUGCCUUUUGCUUUUGAUAUUAGUACAUAAAUCUGUAUGUCUUAUCAGUUUUAUGUCAAAAAAUUGACAUUAUACAGAUAAAGAUAAUGUUUUAAAAUAUUUGUUUACAGCUGUUACAAUCAUUGCAGAAAAAUGAGAUAGGCCUUAAUAUACUGUAUGUAUGCUGUUAUGGAGCUUUCGAAAAUAUGACAGAAUAUUCAGAUGAUGAUAGAUCUGGACACAUUCAAUCCAAAACAGAAUUUUGUAAUCAACCUAAAUAAAAAUUGAACUUAGCAUGUACAGUUCAUU